AUGAUAGGCAAUCUCGCCUUGUUAACCUGGCUUGUGUUUUCCUUUUUGAAGUUUGGUUCCUGUUUCUUUAUUGACGGCGAACUCAAUCUAUAUGGAUUCUCUCCGUAUCCUGGCGAUCGGACUACAGAAACUAACACACUGACUGUCAGUGUUCACGGGCUGGUCCAUGCUACAGCUAGCACGUUUACGCAUACGUCAGCAGUACCUUCCAGAACUAUGUCUGUAGCCGAUUCAAUAUCCUCGACAGCUCCCUCUUCAAGCAUUAGCGGAGCGUCGAGUCUGGGAUGGCAUCCCGUGGCUAUCACACUCACAAAAAAACCGACUCCCCACUGGAAUUAUAACAUAACUGUGGCGAAGAGUUCUGCCAAGUAUUCCAGCUCUACUACUCCGACUUUGACCGUGAGCACGGCGGAAUCCAGUACACGUGAAGCCUCCGACAUGGAGACGAGCGGCUUCUGGCAAGAACAGAGCACACCAACAACAAUAACAGCCCUUUCUAACAACACCAUGAUAUCAUCUAGCGCUGAUGGUUCCAGGUCUCCGCUUAUUUUUUCGGCGGUCAUGCUAUUCGGUGUCAAUCUUUUGACUGGAGUUCUUUUGUGA
This is a messenger RNA of Aspergillus fumigatus Af293, 603 nucleotides long. Its product is annotated as putative extracellular serine threonine rich protein. Lineage: Eukaryota; Fungi; Ascomycota; Eurotiomycetes; Eurotiales; Aspergillaceae. The record is from RefSeq and is a predicted model, not a curated record. Bases 1 to 603 code for a protein of 200 amino acids. The transcript has a single exon.